AUGGCAAUGGUAGUGGCAAGCACACCAGGAGGCAACAGUUCUAGAUCUUCUAGAGAUGUACAUAUAGAUUGGAUAAACUGGGUGGUCAGACGGAGGAUAUUGGGUCCAGUGGAUCAGGGACAUCUGGUCCCAAAGAAGGAGGUUCCCCAGGUUGAGAAGAAUGGCAGCAAAUAUGGAAGAACUGAAUACGGGAAACAAAAUGCUGUCCCACCUCACCAGUAUGAGGAGAUGAAGACAGAUGUCGAGGUUGGAUACAGACAUUUUGACACCGCCAGCUAUUAUGGCUCAGAAGGCACGUUAGGAGGAGCUCUCAAAGAAGCUUUUCAAAGUGGUCAUAUCAAGCGGGAAGAAGUGUUUGUCACCACUAAACUGUGGGAUGACAAACAUGACGAUCCUCUUGCUACUAUCACCAAAAGUCUUAAGAAUUUGCAACUGGAAUACGUAGACUUGUAUCUAUUGCACUGGCAUGUAAGGUUGAGAAAAGGACAUACCCUUCCACCAAAGGAGGAAGACUUUUUGCCUCUGGAUAUCAAAUCUACAUGGCAAGGCAUGGAAAAAUGUUUUGAACUGGGUCUCACGAAAGCCAUUGGUGUGAGCAAUUUUUCCUGUAAAAAAAUUGAAGAUUUGUUGAAACAUGCCAAAAUUCCAACUGCUGCCAAUCAAGUAGAGAUGCACCCAAUGUGGCAGCAGAAAAAGCUAAGAGAGUACUGCAGUAAGAUGAAAAUUCAAGUAUGUGCAUUUUCUCCUCUCGGAGCUCCAAACACUCCAUGGGGAUCCAACAUGGUGAUGGACAGCCCUGUGAUUAAGGAAAUUGCUCAAAAGCAUGGAAAAUCUAUAGCGCAAGUUGUGUUGAGGUGGGAAAUAGAACAAGGAGUCUGUGUGAUCCCCAAGAGCUAUAAUAAAGGGAGGAUAAUAGAAAAUUUUCAGGUUUUUGACUAG
Molecule: messenger RNA, 939 nt
Organism: Cryptomeria japonica (Japanese cedar)
Lineage: Eukaryota; Viridiplantae; Streptophyta; Pinopsida; Cupressales; Cupressaceae
Product: deoxymugineic acid synthase 1-D-like
Exons: 6
Coding region: 1-939 (312 amino acids)
Cellular component (GO): cytosol
Molecular function (GO): aldose reductase (NADPH) activity
Source: RefSeq, a predicted model, not a curated record